AUGAUUGUCUUGGGUGCUCGCCGUGACACGCUGCCUCGUUCGACUACUGCGCUGCCUAUUGACACGAUCCUGCCCAUUGCCUCAAGUUUGGGCCACACAUGUUUCCGUGACCUUCGCCUCAACCAGGUCUGGCUACCGAUUACAUCUACCGAUAUCACCAGUCUAGGCUCAGAGUCACCUGUUACAUCAGUGACCACAGGCACCCGAGCAUCUACGCCAUGCUCUGAUUUAGCGCUCUGUCCUUCAACAGCCACUUGCCCUACUGGUCUAGUUUGUUUACCCACUUGGAAGCCGGCAACUCCUCAUUGUGGGUAA
This is a messenger RNA of Protopolystoma xenopodis, 315 nucleotides long. The record is from the annotation of a GenBank genome assembly. NCBI's taxonomy places the organism in Eukaryota, Metazoa, Platyhelminthes, Monogenea, Polystomatidea, Polystomatidae.